Messenger RNA from Sorghum bicolor (sorghum), 828 nucleotides. Its product is annotated as sphinganine C4-monooxygenase 2. The transcript is spliced from 2 exons. The record is from RefSeq and is a predicted model, not a curated record. Gene Ontology annotation, molecular function: iron ion binding; oxidoreductase activity. Gene Ontology annotation, biological process: lipid biosynthetic process. NCBI's taxonomy places the organism in Eukaryota, Viridiplantae, Streptophyta, Magnoliopsida, Poales, Poaceae. Bases 1 to 828 code for a protein of 275 amino acids.
AUGGAGUUGUUCUCCGACGAAACAUUGGCCAUUUUCGUGCCCAUCCUGCUGUACUGGGUGUACUCAGGCAUGUACAUGGCGCUUGGCCAGUCCAUGGACAAGUACAGGCUGCAUUCGAGGAAGGAGGAGGACAGCAACAACAUGGUCUCCAAGGGGGAAGUUGUCAAGGUCGUGCUCCUGCAGCAGCUAGUGCAGGCGGCAGUAGCUGCCGUCGUGUUCACGCUCACGGGAGAUAGCAGCUCAACGGUGACAUACCAUAAAGAACCACAAGGAUCAUCAUCAUCAUCGUAUUACUACUCCUACCUGACGUUGGUACGGCAGUUCUUGGUGGCCAUGAUCGUGCUAGACGGGUGGCAGUACGCGUGGCAUAGGUACAUGCACCUCAACAGGUUCCUGUACCGGCACAUCCACUCGUGGCACCACCGUCUCGUCGUGCCCUAUGCAUUUGGCGCGCAAUACAACCACCCCGUCGAGGGCCUCCUGCUGGACACGGUCGGUGGGGCGCUGGCCUUUGUCGUCUCGGGCAUGUCACCGCGUGCAUCCACCUUCUUCUACUCGCUCUCCGUCAUCAAGGGCGUGGAUCUCCACUGUGGCCUGUUGCUGCCGGGGAACGUGUUCCAUCUCUGCUUCUGGAACAACACGGCGUACCACGAUGUGCACCACCAGCUACGUGGCAGCAGGUUUAAUUUUUCGCAGCCAUUCUUUGUGACAUGGGACAAAGUGUUUGGGACACAUAUGCCUUACGUGCUGGAGGAGAGGCCAGGUGGUGGGCUCCAAGCGCGUCCCCUCAUCGCAGCAAAAGCCACCCACAAUGGCGAAAAAAUAUAG